AUGAGGUAAAAUUAGGGCCCAAUAUAAAAUUAGGUUGAAGAGCGAGGAGGUGGAGAAAAUCACGAAUUCCUGCGAGUAAAACUUGUAGUGAGGCUUCUCUUCCUUCCCUUCCCUUCCCUCUUCUCUCGAAUUCCUUGUUCUUGAAAUUAUAUCAAACCUAAACCAAUCUUAUGCAAUUAUUUUUAUUAUCAAUUUUCUGUUUUUCAUUACUCUAGUAAUUUCAACCACUGCAAUGGAAGAUGACGACGAGUUCGGAGAUCUCUACACAGACGUCCUCAGUUCAUUCCCUUCAUCGUCAUCUUCCCUCCCGCCGCCGGCGCCGACUCCGAUUCCGACUCCGACUCCGGCGUUACAACCUCCACCUCCCUCCCGUCCGAUUGAUCUCAAUCUUGAAUCAGAAGACGCAGAUGAUAUUCCCAAUUCAAAUUACUCUCAUAUGAAGCAGCAGCUUGAUGUUCACGACAAUGAUAAUGAAGAUUCCCAGCGUGUUGAUAAGUCCGAAGAGAAUACGGGUCAAGAAGAUUCCAACAGUUCUGCCGCCGCCGCCGCCGCUGCCGACGGAGCUAGGGUUUUACUGACUGCCGAUGUCAACGACCAACAGCUAGUAGAUGAUGUAGAGGUAGAAGAUGUAGAUGCGUUUCAGAAUCAAUUGGACAAACACCAUAACUUUGGUAUCGAAGAUUUUGGGUGUGGUGCUGGUGGUGGUGAUGAGUGGGACAGUGACAGCGAUAGUGAGGAUGAUUUGCAAAUUGUGCUGAAUGAUGCUCGGCACGCUCCGCCGGCGCCCAUGAUAGUUGGGAGCGAUGAUGAGGAUGAAGAUGGUGACCCACUUGUGAUUCUGGCUGAUGAUGACGAUGCUGCUGGAGUUGUUCAGGCUGUGGAGGACCAAGAUUGGGGAGACGAGGCCGGACAAUCUUCUCAAGGCAAAGAGACUAGUGAUGCUUCCAAACUUAAUGCUAAUGCAGGACUUUCAACUGCUCCCAAAGUUGGUUAUAGCAAUUAUGGUUAUCACCCUUUUCAUUCUCAGUUUAAGUAUAUAAGACCUGGUGCAGCACCUCUGCCUGGAGGACCUUCCAUUGGUUCAGGUGGAGCCCCUGGCCAAGUUCGCCCCCCAGUCAGUGUAAGCACUAUGGCUGGUCGUGGAAGGGGUGAUUGGAGGCCACCUGGAAUGAAAGGUCCUCCAGUGCAGAAGGGUUUUCAUACGGGCUUUUGGGGUAGCAAUGUGCCUGGACGUGGUUUGGAAUUCACUCUUCCGUCUCACAAGACUAUCUUUGAUGUUGACAUUGAUAGCUUUGAGGAAAAACCUUGGAAAUAUACUGGUGUAGAUGUAUCUGAUUUUUUCAAUUUUGGCUUGAAUGAGGAGAGCUGGAAAGAAUAUUGCAAGCAGUUGGAACAACUGCGCUUGGAGUCUACUAUGCAAAGCAAAAUUCGUGUAUACGAGAGUGGUCGUACGGAACAGGAGUAUGAUCCUGAUAUGCCCCCAGAACUUGUAGCAGCAGCUGGUAUUCAUGACUCGGCUGAAAAUGUGGAUACUGUGAAAGUUGAUGGUGGACAAGGUGACCUGGCUAAAGGAUCUGCUCGUGUGCGGCCUCCAUUGCCAACUGGCAGAGCCAUACAAGUGGAAACUGGCAAUGGCGAGCGCCUGCCCUCUGUUGAUACCCGGCCACCACGUGUUCGUGAUUCAGAUUCAGUCAUUGAGAUUGUUUUGCAGGAUUCAAUUGAAGAUGAAUCUGCUGGUAAUGAUGAUGGAGAGAAUCCAGAUAGUGAUUCAGCUAGAGAGGAUGACCAGGUAGUUGUAGUUGAUGAGGAUGGUCCUGAGUGUGGGGAUGGAUAUUUUGAGAGUUAUCCACGGGGAAGUGAUGAUAUUAAGGAAGAUGAUUCUCGAAAAAAGAAUCCUAUCAUAAAUUCUCACGCUGGUAUAGAGGAAGUGGCCAGGUUGUCACCUCAAAGAGCUUCAAGUGAUCACCAGCCUGGCUCAAGAGAUCAUGCUUCUUCUGAAAAUAUUGGCUCGCCAUAUGAAGAGAGGUGGACCAAGGAAAGGGCACGUGAGAGAUCUCCUCAUAUGUCUUCAGGAGAGAGUGCAUUGGAAAGAAGAUCUCUUGAUUAUCAAAGGGAAGAUUCUAUCGAGAGCAUGGAAGGUAAGCACAGUCCCAAAUCGUUCUCUGCCACUCCCUUGGAAGAUGUUCGAGAAGGAAGUUCGGAAAGGAAAGCUGCUGCAGUGGAAGAUAAUAAAGCUGAUGUGGAUUCUGGAAAAAGAAAAGAUGACUCUAGUGUGAUUUCUUCUAGUAAUACCUCAAAGGAAAAACAGAAUCUAAGUCAGUCAAAGCAACUAAAACUAAGUUCUCAAGUUGAGCCACAAGAAAAUAAUGAACUUGAUGAAGUGGGCGACUUUAAGGCUUCCAGAAGUAGUGACAACAGUAAGGCAACUGGAAGCAGCAGAGAUCAUCAAAAGUGGCGUGAGGGUGUUGAUGAAGAAGUUGUGCAAAAUGGGCGCUCCUCCUACCCAGGUGAUGUCAAGCGGAAUCAUGGUGAAGGUGGACAUGAUUCGCGGAGAAAAGAUCGUGAGGGGAGAGUGGAGAUGGAAAGAAAUUACAUUUUAGCAAAAGGAAGGGAGGAAUAUUAUUCUCAUCGAGAGUGGGAUCCUCUUGCGGUCAACCAUUUCCAUGCAAGAUCAGAAAGUAGUGACCGGAGGAAAGAGAGGGAUCUCUCCGAAGCUGGCUGGCAACGACGAGAUGAAGAUCCACAUGGACGGAGGAUUAGAGCUGAAGAUGCUAGGAAGCAGGAGCGUGCUGAUGAAAUGGUAUCUAGGCGUAGGAGUAAGGCCAGGGAAGUUGAUAGAAGCGACAAAGAUGAAUAUCUUCAUUCAAGAAAAGUUAUAGAUAAUGGUAUUUGGAGAGGUUAUCAUGACAAAGAUGUAGGAUUUCGUUACAGGGAGAAGGAUGAUGUUUCAAAAAGUCGACACGAGAUCUUGGAUGAUCAUCACAUUAAGAGACGGAAAGAUGAUGAGCAUGCAAGAAGGGAUCAUGUUGAAAAAGAUGACCACUUGCUUUCUCACAGAGACAGCAGCAGCACUCGUCGAAAGCGAGAAAGAGACGGGAUCCUAAGUUUACGGAAGCGAGAAGAUCAACCAAGGAUUAGAGACAACAUGGAUGAUCAUCAUUUGGUUAGGCUUAAGGAUGAUGUUUGGGUACAGAAGGAGAGGGAGAGGGCUGAGCAGCAAAGAGAUAGAGACGAAUGGUAUCGGGCUAAACAGUCUUAUGAGGAAACUUUGUCCAGAAGGGAGAGAGAAGAUGGAAGAGCUCCUAUCAGAAGCAGUAGGAAUGUAGAAGAAAAGAUAUGGGUUGGCCAUUCUCGUGUAGAGGAGUACAAGGGUCACGAUAAAGAUACAGGAAGGCAUGGUGAACAGCUUAAGAGGAGGGAGAGAGUUGAAGAAGAGCCUAGUUUGCAACACAGAGGAGGUGAGGAUGCUUAUGCACGUGGAAAUCAAUUUGUUAGUGAGGGGAAAAGAUCAAGGCAAGAGAGGUCCAGUGCUCGAAAUAAUCGUGCCAUUGAUUCUUCAGAAAGCCUGAGGUUGCAUGAGAAAAAGCACAAAGAAAAUGUCAAAAGGACUAGAGAAUCUGAAGGCCACAAUACUUCAGGGUCAUCCAAGAGAUAUCAGGGAGAAAAAGGCUUAGCAAAUGAGAUGGCUGAUAUCAAGGGCAGGAGUGAACAAUCUAUGGUUGAGCAUGAUACCUCAUUGCACAAUCUUACUGGAGAGGUGGGAGGAGAUGUUUCCUCCGAUGAUGAGCUGCAUGAUUCAAAGAGAGGGCGGUCCAAGCUAGAACGCUGGACAAGUCAUAAGGAUAGGGAUUAUGAUCUCUACUCAAAGUCAUCAUCUUUGAAGAAUAAGGAAAUUAGCAAGAAUAAAAAUACUAGCUCUGGAUCAUCUUUUGGUGUUCAUGAUGAGAUUGCCAAGAAGGUUGAGGCUUGUGAUAGUAUUCAGCCUUUGGCUGGAGGAAAAGAGGUUGGAGGUUCAGAGGGGAAGGAUGGAGAUGAAAGAGCAUUGGAUGGUCGCCACCUGGAUACAGUUGAGAAAUUGAAGAGGCGGAGUGAACGUUUCAAGCUUCCAUUGACAAGUGAGAAGGAUCCAUUGGCAAUCAAGAAGAUGGAGAGUGAACCUUUGCCCUCCCCUCAAAAUGAUACUCCCGCAAAUGCUGAAGUCAAACAUGAGCGGCCACCCAGGAAAAGAAGAUGGAUUGGCAGCUAAAGGCACGAGUAUAUAGCAUUCAUUUGCUGUUCACUUGGCCCUAUUUCUGGCUUGCCUUCUGGUAGGCCAGAGAGCUUAUCCAGAAAUGUGAAGAUCCCAUAUGUAACGGCUUCUAACUUACCAAGAUGUAGCAUUUACAAGUUGGGACAAUGUACAAUCCAAGUUAAUUGGGAUUUAUUUUGUGCCAAUGGUACCACUGUAUGCUUUUCUAAUUGUAAUGUGUAAAUCCUGAAUGUAAAACUGAAAUCUGAAUCUGUCAUUGAUGAUGUUGGUGGCACAGCUUGUGUUUGGUGCUUCCAAUUAAUGAUACCAUUUGUGGACUGUUGAUCCAAUGAAAGAUCAAUUGCUGGAAAGGACCGCCAGUUGAUCGAAAGGACUACAUGCAGGGCUUCGACAUGAAUGGAUUGGAAGCCAGUAGCUGUGACGGCUUUGCCAGACUGUUACAGAACGGGUCUUAAAAGCUGAAAGUUCUGCUUGUUUUUGAAGCAGAAUACUUCUCACUUGAUGAUUGUGAGAUUUCUUUUCUGUACUUCAAUGUAUUUCUGAUUUAGUUCACGCCCAAAGUAAACAUUUAGAGUCUUAUAUGUUUGCUUGUUAGAUUACCAUAGUACACAUUCGGAAGUUUCUUACACAGUGAAGAAUACGAGUUUACUGCAAAUGAUACAGGAAAAUGUUUUUGUAAGGUAGUGUAUCCCUCUUAUAGACUUGUAGUCAUGUAGGUAUUUUAAGUGAUUUUCUUAUAACAUAUGCCCAAAAUCUUAGACGCUGUAAUAACAUAUACAUAUAUUGAUAUAUAAGAAGGCUAGUAUAUAUCUCUUCUGUUCUUUUUUA
Messenger RNA from Chenopodium quinoa (quinoa), 5077 nucleotides. Its product is annotated as FIP1[V]-like protein. The record is from RefSeq and is a predicted model, not a curated record. NCBI's taxonomy places the organism in Eukaryota, Viridiplantae, Streptophyta, Magnoliopsida, Caryophyllales, Amaranthaceae. Gene Ontology annotation, biological process: mRNA processing. The transcript is spliced from 9 exons. Bases 233 to 4246 code for a protein of 1337 amino acids.